AUGUCGGGAACUCAGGCUGAUCCGAUAGAUGUUUCGAAGUUUAAGAAUGGAGACGAUGUUCAUUUUGAUUAUAAUAGCACCUCCAACAACCAAACUAUAAAUUCAACGAACGUACAGAAGAAGAAAAAGAAGAAGAAGAGUAAGAACAAACAUAAAGGGCCAUCCAAUGUGGAGGUUACUUUGAAUGACCCGGAUGUAGACUAUCCAACGUCUAGAGUGAUAAAACAGGCUCCUAAUGGAGAUGUUAUAAUUGAAAGUUUGGAUGAGCCUCCCACAGAUGUACAUGAGAAAUCUGUAACGGCAAAUAUAUGGGAUAAUGCUACAUUAGAAGAACAGGAGAACUUAAAGGAAUUCUGGGAGUCGUUGGAUGAAGCUCAAAAAAUUGAGUUGGUGAAAAUCGACAAGAAAUCUGUAAUGGAUCUAUUUAAGAACGAGAGUAAGACACUUAACGCACUGACUAACCAUCAAAGUAAUAGCAAUAUACAAGGAAGUGUAACCGGAACGAGUGGUGGAGCUCUCAAUGGAUCCAGCACCAAUGCAAAUAUAACUGGUCCAUCUAAUUCAUCGAAUGGCGCAUGCACUUGCUCUUAUUGUGGCCGUAAAAAUAAUUUUAUUGAAGACGAAUUGGAGAACAUAUACGAUAAUCAUUUUGAUGAUAUUAUAGAUUUCAUUCACGAAAUUCGAGAUAUAAAUGAUCUCAAUGCAUUACCUGGCCUUUUGUUUGGAGGAUUCCAUAUGUUGGAAGAAGAACAUAAACUUCAAAAACGACAACAAAAACAUAAAUACAAACAAGAAAGAGAGCUUAGCCAUGAUCACCAUCAUCAUGAGCCUGGUCAUAUAUGUAACGAUUCACAUUUAAAUGGUGAAUUUGAUGAAGCAACCAAACAGGACCAAGACCAACAACUUGAGUAUGAACAUGAGAUCACCGAACAUGAAGACGAAGGCGAACACGAAAAUGCACACAGUCAUAAUCAUAGUCACAGUCAUAACCAUAAUGGUAAUCAUAGUCAUAGUCAUAAUCAUAAUACAAACCAUAAUCAUAGUCAUAGUCAUUUUCAUUAUAAUCAAAUAGAAGAAUUAAACAAUGAAUCUGAACUUCCUCAGGAAGCUAUUUUACAGGAAUCUCUUGAUUAUGAAUUAAACAAAGAACUAGAAGAUGAAUCAGAAAAUAAUCAACUGUCUGUAUCAACAAGAGAGCAGAGAGUAUUUCACAAGCUUCUCGAUCCUAAACUAUUUGAAGCUUUAGAGAACCUUGACUUUGAAAAAAUGAAAGACACUCCCGCAAAUAAUCAGCUGGCACAUAUACUCGAAAAGGCUGGGUCUCUCAGAGAUAUCAUUAGAGAUUUGCAUAAAGCUGAUAAGGUUGAGUUGGAGAAAGGAAUGGCCUUUUUGCAAAAUAUGGGAAAAAUAUUUUCAAGCGACAUGAGCAAUACUAUGAAUCACGAUACACUAAAUGAGCAAUUAUCUCACGGACUUUCAAGUUUUGCCGAGGACUUAUUAAAGAAUGAUGGAAAUUCAUUUAUUGACAUGAUGGAGUCUCUCUCUGAAUCACGAACGGCGAGAGAAGAUUUGUUGAAAGAAAAGUUCGAAAAGGAGCCUAAUGCUGCAUGGGUGGAUGAGGACGAUCAUACUAAGUCAGACACAGGUAUAUCGAUUCCUAAACCCGAACUUCACCAGGUUCAAGAGUUGGCGGAUGAACUAAAUGAUGAAUACGACGAAGAGAAUGAAGGAGAUGAAGAAGAAGAGGAAGAAGAAGAGGAAGAGGAUGAAGAAGAUGAGGAAGAAUUAGAGGAUGAGGAAUUUGAAGAAGAUGAAGAAGAAGAUGCAAGUGAUACUGAGUCUGAGAUUUCUGAGGAGGAAAAAAUGCAAGAAAUACGUCGGUUAUUUUUAAUACAAGUCAUCAAGUUGUUUCAAGAAAGACUCAAGAAUGCGUAUAAGGAAAAACUUUCACAAGAUAGAACGAGAAAGUUGAUCGAAGAAUUAGAAGCGGAGGAAAACGCAAAGAAGGAGCGAGAAAUGAAAAAAUUAAGACAAAAGGAAAAGGCUAAAGAAAAGAAGAGGCUUCAGCAGUUAGCAAAAGAAGAAGAGAGACGAAAGAAAGAAGAAGAACAAAAGGCAAAGGAGGAAGAAUUGAGGCAAAAACAGGAGGCUUUGAAAACAGAACAGAAGCGUAAAAAGGAGGAAGCAAAACAAAAACGAGAAGAAGAAAAGAGAAAGAGGAUUGAGGAUUUGAAACGAAAAGAAUUAGAACAACAAAAGAGAUUAGAAGCUCAGCGUAAAAAGGAGGAAGAAACUAAAAGACUUAAAGAUGAGAAAAAGAAAAAAGCAGAAGAAGAACGCAAGCAAAGGGAAGAGGAAAAGAAACAAAAAGAAUUACAGAAGAAGUUAGCUGAAGAAGAAAGGUUGAAAUCGUUGAAGAAACAAGAACAUAAAGAGAUAGAAAGUUCAGAUGAUAUGGGCCUUUUGUCUAGAAACCUUGAGAAUGCAAGAUUAGAUAAAAGCUUGGAUACUCCAUCAGCAGUUGUUCCGGAGACAUUAUUGGCACAAACCCAAGAGCAAAGGGUCAAAUCUCCUACAAAGAAUCAUAUAUUGGAUCAAUUGUAUCUAGCAAAGCCAAGAUCGUUAUCAAAUUCCACAAACUCUACGCCUCAGAUUAAUAAUGCCACGCCAGGAUAUAAUAUUCCUGAGCUUUCUUCAAAUAAUAUUUUGCCUUCUGUUUUAUCACCUUCUGGCCAUAAAAGUUUGCCAAUUAAUGGUAAUGGUAAUGUGAACCAAGCAGUUCCUUCGCCUUGGUCAUCGCAAGCUUUCAAUGCAAAUACUCAAACUCCCCCAGUGUAUCAACCCCAAUUUUCUUCCAAUGCUUUUAGUCCAUUCAAUAGCUCAUUUAACCAAAGUUCGCUUUCUACUAAUUCCAAGGAAAAUAUUAAUACAAAUCCAUUGAAUGCAGCUGGAUUUAAUGAACCAUUUGCUACGGCUGCUCAACCUUCAAGUGUUUGGAAUCCUGGCACUACUUCACGAAACAAUUCUAUCUGGAGUAACUCUCCAAAUGUUUCUUCAAAUUCAACCUUGUGGAAUAACGCUAUCCCACCUCCUCCAGUUGGUGCAGCAGCGGUUGGAGCUCAUCCAAACAAUCAAGAUUCUGAUAUAAUCCAAGCGGCCGCAUAUCAAGCAUUUCAGUUCAUGCAAACUUCAAAUCAAUUGGAAUUUGGCGUGGCUCCAAGCUUAAAAUUGUUUCAGACAGCCAAGGCGAUUCUUUCAAAUCAAGGUCUCACACUCAACCAAUUCUUAACCUCGUGUAGAAAUACUGAUUCAUUGUCUGGCUACAGGUUUGACUUUAUAUAUGAUGAUUUUGGAACAGUAACUCAUAUCAAAGCAUCAUCGACAAAUUUGAAUCAACAAGCUCAACAUAAUAAUAUCAAUAACCAACCCAUUAACAAUAUGGGACUAGGAAACGCUGCAGUCAAUGGCAAUGAAUCUUUAUUGAAUACAUUGAGUGACAUCAAUAAUAAUCCUAAUUCAUUUUCAAAUGGAGUACGUGGGUUAUGGAAUUGA
Molecule: messenger RNA, 3552 nt
Organism: Debaryomyces fabryi
Lineage: Eukaryota; Fungi; Ascomycota; Pichiomycetes; Serinales; Debaryomycetaceae
Exons: 1
Coding region: 1-3552 (1183 amino acids)
Source: RefSeq, a predicted model, not a curated record